Messenger RNA from Brachypodium distachyon (stiff brome), 1959 nucleotides. RefSeq lists its product as uncharacterized. NCBI's taxonomy places the organism in Eukaryota, Viridiplantae, Streptophyta, Magnoliopsida, Poales, Poaceae. The record is from RefSeq and is a predicted model, not a curated record. Bases 44 to 1711 code for a protein of 555 amino acids. The transcript has a single exon.
CGCCCUCUCUCGUCCCUUCAUUUUUUAGCAGCAAGCUUUCUGUAUGCUUAGAACUCCUUUGCCCCUUUUCGAGUCAUCCGCAAAAAUGCCUAUCGUUUGGAAUUCUCUUGGAAUUUCUCCAAUCCAAACGAAUCCUACGGAGAUCAAAUCCUCCGACAAGCUUGCCAUUUUCCCCCACCCUAAACCCGUCCGUAAAAAGUCCCCCUUUCAAAACCCUAGACUGCCACCACCACACCUCCGGACAGCCGCCAUCUCCAAUUCAGCAGUAGCAGCAGCAGCAGCUCCUGCGUCGCCACCCAUGGCCGCCAGCGAGAGCCAGAGCGACCCGCAUCGCCGGGAGCCUGGCCAGCGCCGCCCCAUGUGCGGCGUCUGCACGAAACCCCUCCGCGUCUGCCUCUGCGGCCGCCUUCGCGGCCCGCCGCUCGACACCACCGUCGGCGUCACCGUGCUGCAGCACACCAUGGAGGCCCAGCACCCGCUCAGCUCCGUCCGUGUAGCCCGCCUCGGCCUCCGCAACCUCGCCGUCGCUCGGGUCACUGACGUCAACUACCGCGCUAGCUUCCUCCUCACGACGCUUGACGGCGCCGCAGCCUCGAAUCUUGGAGGCGGAAGGACUGAUCUGGCAGAAGCCCAUGCUGAAAAUCAUGAUGGUCCCAGUGGUCAUGUGCAUAUUGGCAUACAAGAUGGCGACGGUCUGAGGCCGUGUGAAGGCAAAAGAUUGAAUCAUGCAAUCUCCAGUGGUUCUGAAAAGAUGGGCAUCAAUCCUUGGUAUCAUUUGGGUGAACAAAAUGCCGAUAUUGCUAUUCCUGGGCUACAUGCUCAUCAAGGAUUAGAUAAUGGGGAAAUGAGCAAUGGUGUUUCCUCUUUAGAUCGGGAAGCUGGUCGUGCUGAAUGUAACUGCAAUGGUGAUGAGUGUUUCAGAUUUGACAAGAUGAAAAGAUAUGAACAUGCUGCUAAUGGUGAAGUCCAACACAACAGCGAGACAGGGAUGCCAAAUAAGGUAAACGGUGAUCUGCCUCACCCUUCAGUACAAAAUACCUCAGAAUUUCACAUGCCGGCUAUAUGCAACUGUAAAAGUGUAUGCAAUGGAAAUGCUGAAGUUGGUGGUGCUAUCGAGCAAGGUUGGACGGUGGAAAACAUGGAUAGGUGCUCUAUUGCUUAUACAGAGAAAGAACUCAGGAUCGAUAUUGAGCGCAGCGCGAAGCCCAAAAUCAGAUGGCUGUCAAGAGGUCCGCUUGGUCAAAGAGCUGUCUCGAGUGGAUUUACAGUCGCAAAAAUACAAAAGAAGAAGUCAAAACUGACAGGCGAAGUGUCGGAGUUUGAGGAAUUCUCCAUCACAAUACCGCCGCAUUCAGCUUUGCUUUUUCCAUGCCAGCGUGCAAUCAGCAUUGAUGCUUCAGAUUGUCAGGUAAAACAUUUGAUUGUGUUGGAUGGCACGUGGGCAAAGGCACAGCGGAUGUACCAUGAGAAUCCAUGGUUACAACUUCUGCCACAUGUGAAGCUAGAAACAGAUAGGGUUAGCUUGUACAGUGAGGUGAGGCAUGAGCCAAAGGCUGGGUGCUUGUCUACCAUCGAGAGCAUAGUUGUUGCCAUGAAGAAACUUGGAGAGGAUGAGAAGGGAUUGGAUGAUGUCCUGGAUGUUUUCGAGUCAAUGAUUAUUGAUCAGCGGCGAUGCAAGGAUGAGAAUUGGAAGCCAAAACUGAAGUCAUAGUAUGGCACCUGGCCGUUUUUGUUGUCUAAAUUUUAUUUGACUGCUGGAUCCAUUUUCAGUCUAGAUAUCGUUAUAUCAUUAUCUGAUUCAAUUAAAUUUGCUAGCAUUAGCAUGUCCAAGAUGGUGCUUUUGUUUUGCCACCCACUCUUGGAAGACUUUGUUCUCAGUGCAGCUCCUUUUUUCACAUUUCCUGCUGGCGUGUAUAUGAACUCUGAUUAUGAAUAGGAUGAUGAUUGUUACGUGCACUC